UCUACCUGUGUUAAUGCACACUGACCUGUGCGCAGCCCACUGGCCCUGCACAGCCCCUGGUUUCGCUCUGAGAUCACUUGCUGUGCUUUUUGCUGCUGCUGCUGCUGCUGCUGCCUGCACAAAGGCGUGUCCCUGAGUCAUGCAUAUAAUAGUGAGAAGAGCUGCGAUAGGCUUUGGCUCUCCAGUCCUCAGCUCUCUGUGCGCCAGUAGACUCACCGGCAGCCGCAGACUCUCCACCAUGGCCGAACCAGUGGUAUUCAACAAGCCAAAGGUUGAACUGCAUGUGCACCUCGAUGGAGCCAUCAGGGUGCAGACUAUCCUUGAUGUUGCCAAGAGGCGUGGGAUUUCCUUGCCCAGGAAUUCAAUAGAAGAGAUGACGCAGAGAAUUAUUGUCGAAAAGCCGGGUAGCCUCACAGAGUUCCUUGGCAAGUUCGCUGAGUACAUGCACGUGAUUGCUGGCGACAGAGAGGCCAUACAGAGGAUAGCCUACGAGUUUGUUGAGGACAAAGCAAAGGAGGGAGUGAUUUAUGUAGAGGUCAGAUACAGUCCACAUUUCCUUGCUAAUACUAAAGUUGAUCCCAUCCCAUGGAACCAGAACGAGGGUGACCUGAGCCCAGACGAAGUGGUGCACUUGGUGAACAUGGGUCUCCAGAAGGGGGAGAGGGCCUUCAAUAUUAAAGCCAGGUCCAUUCUAUGCUGCAUGCGCCACAUGCCAAGCUGGUCCAUGGAUGUUGUCGAGUUGUGUAAGAAGUAUCGCCACGAGGGCGUUGUAGCCAUUGACCUGGCAGGUGACGAGUCACUCAACUGUGAAGCGUAUCCAGGACACAGGAUGGCCUAUGAGGAAGCAGUGCGUUGCGGGAUCCACAGAACGGUUCAUGCAGGAGAGGUGGGCCCAGCGAGCGUGGUGAAAGAGGCUGUGGAGGUGCUGAAAGCUGAACGGGUCGGACACGGUUACAGAACCCUGGAAGACCAAGCUUUGUACAAACGACUGCUGGCUGAGAAGAUGCACUUUGAGGUGUGUCCCAUUUCCAGUAAGCUGACAGGUGCCUGCGACCCAGACUUCACCAAACACCCUGUUAUCACGUUCAUGAAGGACAAGGCCAACUACUCCCUGAACACAGAUGACCCUCUGAUCUUCAACUCAAACCUGCACCUCGACUACAGCACCGCACACAAAUACAUGGGAUUCACUGAGGACGAAUUCAAAAGACUGAAUAUCUGUUCAGCAGAGUCAUGCUUCCUGCCUGAUAAUGAGAAGAAAGAGCUCCUCUACAGACUGUAUGAGGCCUAUGGGAUGAUGCAGACCACUGCCUUUUAAACCCAGCGCUGAAAAGACACGUCUUAGGAAAAACAAUACGGCGUAACCCAGGGGGGAAAAAAAAAAAAAAAAUUUGCUCUGAACCCUCUUUUCCCACCUGACACAAUGGAAUGUCUUUUUUCCUCAGAUGUGAUUAGAUAUGAAGCCUAUAUACUGUGAAUCAGAACCUUGCAGAAGCAUUCACCUCUGGUCUUGGUGCUUUUCUUUUUGUUGUUCUGCAGCCUGAGAUUAAAAUAGUGUCCCCCAUCCCCCGUCUGCCCCCCCCCAGCUCUGUCAACUUCAGGUCAGGGCUGAGCCUCCAUCCUGGUCUCAAAUCUUAGCAAGACUGAAAAAUGUUUGUCUCAAGAUUUGGUCUAUAUUUAGUGUUUCUCAUUUAUUUCCCAUAAAUGUAAUUUUAAUCCCAUCAGGUUCAAAUGUUUCAAGUCCAAACACUUAUUUUCUCCUGGCCACCUCUGUUUAAUGCACUCCUUACUAGGUCUUUAAUAGUACCCUGCUCUUGACAGGUAUAGGCAAUGCUAUAUUCUUUCCAUUUUAGAUUUAAUGGAUUUAACUUCCGCUUGUUUACUAUCUCACACUGAUCUACACAACUCCACAACUGUGUCUCUGACCUGUUUGAGUAACUCCAUGGUCUUAAUGUAGCUUGUUUAAUGGUGUUAAAGAUUAUUUCAGGCCAUUCAACUUCAUCAUUUUCACCUAUGUUAGAUCCAGUAAGUAAAGUCCAAUUAAUUCUAGACUGCAUUGCAACAAAUUAGAACUCCAAAAUUGGUGAAUACUUUUGCAAGUCAUUGUACAUCACAGGCUUAAGGGCUUAAUUGUAUUUUAUAUUUCCUACUUUUGUACUAGUUUACAGUGCAUUUUUGGGGGUAUAUCUAAGUGCUAAGAACUAUAACAAGCAAAGAUGAACUUUUAUGAAGCAGAUUUCAUUAUGUUUUUAAAAUUUCAUUCAUUUUGUUUACAGCCUGUUGUCACAAAAUGUAUCAGGGAAACUUAACCUCAUAAGCUUAUGGCGCACAAUUCUAUAAGUCUCGCUAAUACUUUUCAGUUCUCAAAGGUUCAGCGAGGUAGUUUUGUUUUUCAUCACUGUCAUAUCUAAAACAGUAUUUGAACUACAAAUAGCGGUAUAGAUUUCAUGGUGUGUGGUUAAAGGGUUUAAGUUCUAUAGCGUGGUAAAAGAUAAAUGAAAAAGACCUUUGGGGAAAAAAUGUGAAUGUUUGAUUUCAGGGCGAAUGGGGGGAAUCUAGUGUCAGAAACAUAAACCUCACAAUGCAUCAGGUUUAAACAGCUGGAUACCAAAUGUUUAGUCUUAAGUAUGAACACUAGGUGGCAUGGUACUGUCACCUGGAUAAACACACCACUAGUCAAUGUGGUUCUGCAUUUUAAUUGACAUUUGUAAAAUGCAUGUAUUUUUAUUUUUUUUUCCAUUUCAUUAAACGAUAGCACUUCCAUUUAUAUCUGCCACAGCUCAGAACCAUAAUAAAUGCUAUUCAGGUA
Messenger RNA from Sphaeramia orbicularis (orbiculate cardinalfish), 2809 nucleotides. It is a transcript of the gene ada, whose product is annotated as adenosine deaminase. The coding region runs from base 140 to 1318 and encodes 392 amino acids. The record is from RefSeq and is a predicted model, not a curated record. Gene Ontology annotation, biological process: hypoxanthine salvage; adenosine catabolic process; purine ribonucleoside monophosphate biosynthetic process. Gene Ontology annotation, cellular component: external side of plasma membrane; cytosol. The transcript has 11 exons. Lineage: Eukaryota; Metazoa; Chordata; Actinopteri; Kurtiformes; Apogonidae. Gene Ontology annotation, molecular function: adenosine deaminase activity.